Phytomonas sp. Hart1 is the source of this 375-nucleotide messenger RNA. Lineage: Eukaryota; Euglenozoa; Kinetoplastea; Trypanosomatida; Trypanosomatidae. The record is from the annotation of a GenBank genome assembly.
AUGGCGGGUUUCUUCGCCUGCGCGUGCGAGAGGGGCGGCGGCCGUUUUUGGUAUGCGGACCCCGCGCGCCUCGCCGUCGGGCGCGCGGCGGAGGCCCGACGCGACGCGGCGUUUCGCGCGACGGACAUGCGGGAUGGCCUCCGGCGAAUCAAAGAAUCGCUUCGCCCUCAAAACCCCACGGGGACGGCGGCCGGUUCGGAUGCCGCGGGUUUAUGCGAUCCGGAUUUGGUUCCGGAAGAGGAUGCGACGGCCCGGCGAACUCAUAAUGAACCACCGCCGGCUCCGGUGGGGUGUGGUAUUAUGGCCCUUGCCGUCCCCUUGCCAGGGCUUUCGGCACGGGAUUUAGCCGCGUCGUGGGAGGUUCUUUCGAAAUAA